This is a messenger RNA of Aedes aegypti (yellow fever mosquito), 2710 nucleotides long. RefSeq lists its product as uncharacterized. The coding region runs from base 582 to 1934 and encodes 450 amino acids. Lineage: Eukaryota; Metazoa; Arthropoda; Insecta; Diptera; Culicidae. The transcript is spliced from 4 exons. The record is from RefSeq and is a predicted model, not a curated record.
GCAGUGGUGUUGGAUCCGGAUGAAGGAAAAGUAUUUAUGAAAGCGAAAAAGUUCAAUAUUUUGGUGGAGACGUUUCGAAGUGGCAGCAGGAAAAAAUCGAUUUUCCGUCGGAAAAGUGCACCAAUUGCUUGCAAUUGCCAGUGAAAAGUGAUGCCGUAUAAAUACUGAAAGUGCAUGAGUUGGGAGCGAAUGGCUAGCGGAACGCGAAAAAGCGGAAGUGCAGUGUGAAAGUGGCAGUCCGAAGCGCAGAAAAGAAUAGUCUAGGAAGAGGAAGAGGAGGAGGAGGUGCAUUGCAGAAAAAGAGUAGAGUUUCUUUCGGAUCUUGUUGCUGCUCUCGGUGCUGCUUGCCUAGCUGCAGCAGUUUAAGCCCCCCAGCUGAGCCACCGAAGAAACCGCAAAGACAAACGACCACGACUACAGAAGGCAAGUAGAAGACGGCAAGAGAAGACUGCGAAAGAAACGCAGCUCGGUUUGGCAGAAAGUCAGGGGAAAAGUAGGACAAAACCAUUUUCACCUAGUAGGAAACCGAGAUCGCAUUCGAUUUGAUCCAGUGCGGCGUUUUGCGUUAGAAUAAUCGCGCAAUGACGUCCGUUCAGAGCCAAGAGGAUCUCGAAGCACGCAUAGCUCGCAUCCUGAAACGCAAUGAAGAAAUCGAAAAGAAGCACCGGGAAGCGGAGGCCGAUCGGCUGAUGGCCAUGAAGGAGAAUGCCAUGGUCGAGAUCAAACCACCGAAGGACGAUGACUGGCCACGAGAGCACAAGUACGACAAGAUAGAUUUCACAUACGAUCUUGAUGAAGACGCUCUAGCAGAGCUCGAAGAGAAAAAGAAAGAGAAGAACGCAUUCAUUCAAAAGAUCGCUAAGGACUACAAAGUUUUCGCCGAAGGCGAGGGUCCUCCACCAGACCCCGCUUACAGUUUCCUAGCGGACGUAGAAAGGGAUGGCGAAAAGGCACUGCCAGCUCCUGUUGGUAGCGUUGGUGCUAAGAUCAACAAAAAUAACUUCGAGCGAAAGAACCCCAACAAUCGAAGUGGUCGACAAGCGGGAAAUGGAUCGAACAUAGCCGGGGGUAAUCGUGGUGGUGGUCGCGGUGGAGGAAAAACAGGUUACAACGGUAACCUACAGAGGUCGUUAUCGACCAACGAACACGAUGGGCGACGUCCACAGGAGCAUGCUCGACAUGGUCCCGGUGCCGGUCAUAAACCGGGAGGCGAUGGCAAAUGGCGUCGGGAAUGGGAGCAGGACAGAAGCAAAGACGAUUGCUGCAUCCACAAUGCACAGAACAAUGGGUUCAAGGGAGAACCGAAUCUGACCGUCUCGGUGUCGCAGGAUGGAGAGUUCAAGAGCGUUAAAGUGACGUCCCCUCCGAUCAUUGGCAGUGGUCGGGUUGGCCCCCGCCAACCAGCGAAACCACAGUUCCAGUUCCAAACAUCGGGACUCCAUCCUGGAAUGGAACAUCACCAUCACCCACAUCACCAUCAGCAGCAGCAUCAUUCUUCUCAUGGCCAUCCAGCGCAGCACCAAGGAAGUGGCGGCAAGCAACCACAUCACAGGAAUAAUGACAGCUUUAAUCGCAAUUCCUCCGGUCGCAAAUCGGACAAGGACGUAAGGCGUGGUCCCAAGCAAGGUCCAGGGCAAUCAGCCACAAGCAAUAAGCAGCCACAAACUGGUGGCGGCAGCGUACAGGAUCGACUGAAUCGCAAUAGGUCGGUCAAUAUCGAUAGGAACGACAAUUCCAUCAAAGUCAGUACCAACAAUGGAGGCGAAUCAGUAUCUUCUCAACCGCAACCGAAGGCGAACGCUACAUUAAAAACCAUUUCGAAAAUUAUCGAAAAGAAUGCCGAAAUAGAUGAGAAGCUAGCCCGGCAAAUGCACCAGGAGAACGAAAAAAUGGCCAACCGAGUCAAGGAGCUGCGAAUGCAGGAUGGGGCUUAGGAAAGAGUAUACAAGCUGAUUAUUUGAGCUUUUGAAAAUGAUGAUUCGAGUGCUGCUGCUUGUGGUAGAAACCUUUAAUCCAGUGCAGUUUUAGCGCUGCGCACAUUAAACCAUAAUCGUAGUGCGAAAGAUGUAGCCAGCAAAAAGCACGCACGCUCUUUAGAUAUGUAUAUGCGCAAGUGCUACUAAGAAAACUUCAUUACUAGUUGUAAUACAGUAGACGAAGAGAAGGAGUUUGGUUUAGAGAGGAUUACCUUACGCAAGUGCAUAGUUGGCAGCUUUUGAAGUAUAACCGACUUCCCCCGAGAAGAUUGAUACCGCGUAAUCAACCCGUGGAUUUCCGAUACCCUCCUAGACACUAGUAUAGAGCAGCAUCUGCAGAAUUCUACUUCCCUAGUUUUUUUCGGCGUGCAGGCCAACGCAAGAACCAGUUUUAUUAGAUGCUGUCCCUAUUUAUUAUUUAUAUACACCUUUUCGAAUUUUAAAAUCCUAACGGAGCAAAGUUUUGCACUAUUAAUUUAUUUAAUUAGUAAUCAUCAAACUAAGUAUGUAUGUUAUCGCAAAUUACGUUUUUACAUUAUAUUUUUUACACCCAUACGUUGUAAACGGAUCGGAAGCAUUUAGAGACACAACAUUUAUCACUGUUUGAGGCAAGCUCAAAAAUUGUUUCUAAUAAUCUGCUUUCAUUUUACGAUUAUAUAUUUUAUACAUUUAGCAUAACGCAUUCAUAAAUGUUAAUGAAAUAUAUUGGAAGUAACAUUUGAUGAUAAAAAAAA